AAUAGGGGAGGCUUAUUGUUUGUUGGCAUUGACAAAACGUCAGUCACGUACCAGAGUUUCCUCCUCCAGAAAAAUGAUGUACGAACGACAUCAUUUGCAGCAGCAGCAACAACAACAGAGAUGCCGAAAGAAUAAUCAUCAUCAUAAUAAUAUGACGAUGAAUAUGAAGAACUUCACAAGUAAUGAACUAGCCGAUCAUGAAGCUGACAAAUCCUUUGAAAUGGUGGAUUUAGACUUAAGUGGCUUAUCUCUCCAUUCUCUCCCUAAUCCAACUCUUAAUCUCGCCUCUAUUUCCCAUCUCGAUCUCUCUAACAACAAUCUCCAGGUAAUACCAGAGUCAUUGACAGCUAGACUACUAAACUUGGUGAGCUUUGAUGUUCAUUCAAAUCAACUUAAAUCUCUCCCAAAUUCCAUUGGUUGCCUUUCAAAGCUCAAAAUUCUCAAUGUCUCUGGCAAUCUCAUUGUCUCUCUUCCUUCCACCAUUGAAAAUUGCAGAUCUUUGGAAGAGUUGAAUGCCAAUUUCAACCAAUUAACAAAGCUUCCAGACACCAUAGGGUUUGAGUUGAUCAAUCUCAAGAAGUUGUCAGUCAACUCCAACAAGCUGGCCUUUCUCCCCCACUCGCUCUCCCAUUUGACCGCCCUACGUGUACUCGACACGCACCUCAAUUGCCUUCGGUCGCUCCCCGACGACCUCGAGAACCUCAUAAACCUCCAAGUCCUCAAUAUAAGUCAAAACUUCCAAUUCCUCCAAGCUCUUCCCUAUUCCAUUGGCCUCCUCAUCUCCCUCAUUGAGCUUGACGUCAGCUACAACAAGAUCACCUCUCUCCCAGACUCGAUUGGUUGCCUCAAGAAUCUCAAGAAGUUCAAUGUUGAAGGUAAUCCUCUUGUUUCGCCUCCACCGGAGGUGAUCGAGCAGGGAUUAGAUUCUGUGAGGAUGUACUUAAGUGAUAAGAUGAAUGGAGUCCAUAGAGGUUCCCAAAAGAAAAGAUCGUGGGUGGGAAAAUUGGUCAAGUAUGGAACUUUCAACAGCAGAGGCAACACGGUGAGUCGAGAGGAGAAGGAGGGGUUUAUCAUGCCAGAGUAUCGGUCGAUUGAUGGUCUAGCAUCACCGAGAUAUAUGGGGAUGUUCUCCCCACGUCGCUUGUUCUCACCUCGACACUCAUUCUCAAAGUGAGAAACGCAAAACAUUUCCAAAAGAAAUUUGAAAGAUUUAAGGGAAGUAAUAAGUUAAUAAGACAUUGUAUAGGUUAAGUUGUGAUACAGGGUGUUGUUAUAGUUAUGGGUACUAAAAAUAGGGUUUUGAAGUAGGGAUGUGUUUGUUUGGUUGCUUGUAAAUGCAAAGACAAUUGUUGUAUAUGAUCUAUAAAACUUCAAGUGAAAGUUAACCUGUUUUUGUUCCUUUUUGCCAACA
This is a messenger RNA of Benincasa hispida (wax gourd), 1411 nucleotides long. NCBI's taxonomy places the organism in Eukaryota, Viridiplantae, Streptophyta, Magnoliopsida, Cucurbitales, Cucurbitaceae. The record is from RefSeq and is a predicted model, not a curated record.